Messenger RNA from Corythoichthys intestinalis (scribbled pipefish), 4188 nucleotides. RefSeq names its product oocyte zinc finger protein XlCOF6-like. Lineage: Eukaryota; Metazoa; Chordata; Actinopteri; Syngnathiformes; Syngnathidae. Gene Ontology annotation, molecular function: DNA-binding transcription factor activity, RNA polymerase II-specific; RNA polymerase II cis-regulatory region sequence-specific DNA binding. The transcript is spliced from 3 exons. Gene Ontology annotation, biological process: regulation of transcription by RNA polymerase II. The coding region runs from base 278 to 2680 and encodes 800 amino acids. The record is from RefSeq and is a predicted model, not a curated record.
UCGGAAAUGCAAAAGAUAAGACUGGCCAAGUUGGAACGUAUGUUUCUUUGUCUGUGGCUUGUUUUUCCUCGGUUUCAGUCACUUAACUAAACCUUAGUCUCGACGACGUGUUUAGCAUUAGCCACAUUACGGACUCAAACAUCAGUUUUCGAGUCUUACCACUCGAUGAUGUUUUGCGAUCUAUUUUUAGCCUAGCCUAGCCUAGCCUAGCCUAGCUGACCAACUGCUAACAAAGCUGCAAAGCACGUUGUCAAUCGUUCAGAAACAAGUCAGGAAAAUGUCAUCCAGAACGACACCAGCUGCAGUAAAGUUCCAGGAGGAACUUUGUGGAGUAAAAGAGGAGCCCCCACAUCAGCAACCCUCGACUGUGUGCGAAAUAAUGCACGUAAAUGUUGUUCUUCACAGACUAGAAGAUCUAUAUGUUAGCCAAGCCCAUCGUCUUGAGCACCAGGAGUCUGCAUGCAUCAAGGGGGAGGAGGAAGAAUCUCCAUACAUCAAGGAGGAAGAGUCUGUUCACAUUCAAGGUUUCAGAAAAUAUAUUGGUGCUGAGACAGAAUCUCCUGGCGUUAACGAGUAUGUUGAGCUCCCCCAAAUCAAAGAGGAGGAGGAGCCAGAGCCCUGUCCACAGAGGCAACUUCCAAUCAAAAAGGAGGAGGAGGAGCUGCCAUAUGGUAAAAAGGAGGUAGAGGAGGAGCAUAUCACCAGGUUGACUAGUGAGCCCUUGAAGAGUGAAGAUGGUCCGAGUGAGGCCGGCAGAGGGGCAAAGCCUCCAAGCGAGGGGAGUAGCAGCAGCUCAACAGAAGGAUUGCAAGCAGACAUUGACAUUGCUUCAUCAGACAGAGAUGGCGCCACGUCACACUCACCUUACAAUGAUGAUGGUCAUAAGACAUCUCACGGUGACGACAAACUCUGCAAAUGCUCUCAGUGUGGGAAAACCUUUGCUACUAAGCAAAGUUGUCGAGGACAUAUGAGGAUCCAUACUGGUGAAAAACCUUAUGUCUGCUCAGUUUGUGGAAAGAGUUUUGUUCAUUCGGGAGACUUAACAAAACACACAAGAAUCCACACUGGCGAAAAACCUUUUUCCUGCUCAGUUUGUAGUCAAAGAUUUGCUCGGAAGCAACUCUUAAAACAACAUACAAGAACCCACACUGGCGAAAAACCUUUUUCCUGCUCAGUUUGUGGUCAAAGAUUCACUAGAAAAACUAGCUUGAAAAUACACACAAGAAUUCACACUGGAGAAAAACCUUUUCCCUGCUCAGUAUGUGGUCAAAGAUUCACUCAGCAGCAACACUUAAAAGAACAUACAAAAACACACACUGGCGAAAAACCUUUUUCCUGCUCCGUUUGUGGUCAAGGAUUUGCUCGUAUAGAAACCUUAAAAAAACACAAAAGAACACACACUGGCGAAAAACCUUUUUCCUGCUCAGUUUGUGAUCAAAGAUUUGCUCAGAAGCAAACCUUAAAACAACACACAAGAAGCCACACUGGCGAAAAACAUUUUUCCUGCUCAGUUUGUGGUCAAAGAUUCACUCAAAAAAAUAGCUUGAAAAUACACACAAGAAUCCACACUGGAGAAAAACCUUUUCCCUGCUCAGUUUGUGAUCAAAGAUUUGCUCGAAAGCAACUUUUAAAACAACACACAAACACUGGCGAAAAAUCUUUUUCCUGCUCAGUUUGUAGUCAAAGAUUUGCUCGGAAGCAACUCUUAAAACAACAUACAAGAACCCACACUGGCGAAAAACCUUUUUCCUGCUCAGUUUGUGGUCAAAGAUUCACUAGAAAAACUAGCUUGAAAAUACACACAAGAAUUCACACUGGAGAAAAACCUUUUCCCUGCUCAGUAUGUGGUCAAAGAUUCACUCAGCAGCAACACUUAAAAGAACAUACAAAAACACACACUGGCGAAAAACCUUUUUCCUGCUCCGUUUGUGGUCAAGGAUUUGCUCGUAUAGAAACCUUAAAAAAACACAAAAGAACACACACUGGCAAAAAACCUUUUUCCUGCUCAGUUUGUGAUCAAAGAUUUGCUCAGAAGCAAACCUUAAAACAACACACAAGAAGCCACACUGGCGAAAAACAUUUUUCCUGCUCAGUUUGUGGUCAAAGAUUCACUCAAAAAAAUAGCUUGAAAAUACACACAAGAAUCCACACUGGAGAAAAACCUUUUCCCUGCUCAGUUUAUGAUCAAAGAUUUGCUCGAAAGCAACUUUUAAAACAACACACAAUAACCCACACUGGCGAAAACCCUUUUUCCUGCUCAGUUUGUAGUCAAAGAUUUGCUCAGAAGCAACUCUUAAAACAACAUACAAGAACCCACACUGGCGAAAAACAUUUUUCCUGCUCAGUUUGUGGUCAAAGAUUCACUAGAAAAAAAAGCUUGAAAAUACACACAAGAAUUCACACUGGAGAAAAACCUUUUCCCUGCUCAGUAUGUGGUCAAAGAUUCACUCAGCAGCAACACUUAAAAGAACAUACAAAAACACACACUGGCGAAAAACCUUUUUCCUGCUCAGUUUGUGGUCAAGGAUUUGCUCGUAUAGAAACCUUAAAAAAACACAAAAGAACACACACUGGCGAAAAACCUUUUUCCUGCUCAGUUUGUGAUCAAAGAUUUGCUCAGAAGCAAACCUUAAAACAACACACAAGAAGCCACACUGGUGAAAAACCUUUUUUCCUAUAGACCCUACUCACCAACGUCACACAAUGACGUGUCGCUGUAUCCGGCCGCCAUAUUGUCCGUCAUUGUUUAUCCGUAUUCUCAAUGGUUUCAAUUUGUCGUGCAAUUUAUAGUGCAAUUCAUGGAAGCCCCGGUGCUUUCAGACGCUGUAAACUCAUUGGAUGCGUUGCAUAAAGGCGUUAUGUGGAAAAGCUUCAGUCUAUCCAUUCGCCAGAUCCAUAUUAGAUGCCUAAAUCGAUAUUUUUCGACCCGCUGUGUUCGCCCUUUCUGCCUGACAUCUGCUACCCUGAUAUCUACAACUAUCUUGUCCACACUAAAUCAGCCUAUUCUCACGAAAGUUUGAAAAAAUUUAAGAGCAGCACUCUAAGCAACAUUACCCCGUGUUACCCUUCCAAUUUUCUAAAAUGGCGACGAUCAAAAAAAAAAGUUGACUGUGAUGGCCGACGCUUCAAGGAUAGGUGGAUAUUGGACUAUUUCUUCAAUAAAACACGCAACAACGGUGUCUGCCUCAUUUGCAAAGAGACAGUCGCUGUUUUCAAAGAGUUCGAUGUGACGCGACAAUGAUAUUACCGAACAAGACGCGCUGACAUGUACAACAUUACAGGGAAGAUACGCAGCGAGAAAUUAUAGCGACUUGAAGCACAGCAGCAGUAUUUUGCAAGAGCCCGAGUGUCGUAAGAGAACGCCACAAAGAGGAGACUGUUGAAAUCAUGAAUUAAAAAAAACAAAUGUGACACACAGAAGGGCUUGCCAAAAGUUGUUUAAAUAUAUUGUUCUAUGUAAAUCAGCCAAGGUAGCCCCCUGCAUUUUUACCACACAAAAUAUGGCCCCCUUUGCAAAAGGUUUGGACACACUUGUUUAACUGAUGAUCCGUAGACGAGGCCAGCUUCUUUCACUUGGUACCAGCUAAAUAUUAUUCAAAAUGUAAUGAUGAUGGAGCAAAUAAGCAUCUUGAAUUUGAAACUGUAUGUUGUCGGCGAUUAGCCUCGCAAUGAUCUUAAUUGUGGUUGUCAGCCCAAAACCCUCUAAAUAUAUAUUAAAUGCAUCUUACCAGAUAUAAAAUGACUACUACAUAAUCUGUGGUAAUCGUUUGGAGCCCAGCACAUCGGAGCGUUAUGAGAGGUUGGAAAGGCGAAGAGUGCACGCUGAAACUUCUGUUUUCUCUGCUCUUACAAACACGAGCCCGAGUGUUGUUGUGAAAAGUCAAUAAAAUAUGAAUACCAAAACAUGACUUGAACAACUUCUUGACAAACUGUAACUGCUUGUUGUCUACUUCAGGUCUUCAUAAUAAACAGGUGUAAUAAUUACAAAGUCAGGUGACUUAAUUUUGUUAUUCUAUUUGGAAUAUGCAUUGACAAUUUUUGGACAGUGUUGUAGACAAGAACUGGGACUGAUAAGUUGCAAUAAAUUUAUUUCAAGUAAUGCAAUUUCUCCAAUACGAUAUUUGAAUUGACAGUUUAAAAUUUUUAAAUUAGUGCAAACAAGGCCCACCCUCUGACGGGGGCAGCAAA